CACUCCUCCUGGUGAUUAUCGACGGAAAUAGAUAGACGUGGUUACUGCAAUAAGGCGGGUGGGUCGAAGUUCCAUGCGUGAGUCCCUCUCAAAGGUCCAACAGAUGAGUUUGCCCCGCAACGGCCUGCCCAGUUGCCUCCAGAAGUCCCUCUUAACGUCCCCUCUAAAACCGCCCCGAAAGAAGGGCAAGCCCAUCGAAAGAGUCUCUACGUUGUCCACUUCAUUGACUUCGCCCGAGUGCAGUAGCCACAAGGCGCUGCCGAAUGCAUCUGCCAGUGCAUUAUGGGGAUUCAACGUUUACCACUCCCCCGAGUUGGACCAGGAAGAAAUGGACAAAUUGCACCGGCGGCGACUACUGCAAGAGAAACUCAAGGUGGACCGGGAACGGAAAAUGCAAGCCGACGCGUCCAAAGCCGAGCAAAAACGACUCGCCCAGCGCUUGGACUACACAAAGUACUUGUACUUUGCCUCGAAGUACGGACCAUUGCACGCUUUGCUGUAUUGCUGCACAGACUUUCCAGGUCGGGUGUACGACCUGCUCGUGCAUCGAACGGCCACAACGCUUCAGCACUGGGCAGUGCACUACAUGACAGUACUCAAGCGCCAUGCACGAUUCGUCGUGUCUCGCGAAUUCGUGGCCGUGACGCUGGGCGCGGCCGUGUCGAAACGAGUGGCUGUCCUGACCCAACACCACCACGCGCAUCAGUUGCGCCGACGUAUUUUCUACCGCGUUCAAUACCGCGUGUUUAUAGCGUGGCGGGCAGAAACUGACCGAGGCAAACUCAUUACGUCGAAAUUCCAACGUGCGAUGGCUACGACAUUGGCCGGUCGUUUCGUGACAUGGAAAGACAUGAUGGCCACACGCAAGAUGGUUCGACAGGGAAAGUUGUGCCAAGCGUCCGUCAAAGUAUUUCACCGGGCGCUGUUCAACCGCUUUUGGCACUGGAAAAAGUGUGUCGACAAAACCAAACACAUUCGCAGUCGGUUUACCAACGCGUGCACCCGACGUACGCUGGACUGCUGGCAGCAGUGGCGUCAGUUUUCUACGUUUGCGAUUACUUACAAGGCCCAAGCCAUCACCAUGCAGCGCGUAUGGAAAGGACAUUGCGUGCGUCAAUACCAACGUUGUCAGAAGCUUGCGGCAAUAAAACUGCAAGCAUGGACUCGUGGACGGUCGGCGCGGCAGUACGCAAAAAAAUUGCGUGAACAGAUGCACCUUGUGGGGGUGAAGCUUCGGUUUCAACUUCGAAAAGACAUGGUGACGUUACACGAGACUUUCAACAGCAGCGUCCGUGCCGCCAUCGCUGCCGAACACUCGCGACAAGUGUUGGAACAGCAAGCAAUGCACCGAGCGCGUGAACUGGCUAAGCGCGACGCCUCCGAAGCGUUGGUCAAGAUACUGGGCAAUGCAUACCGCGCCAUUCUAAAGGACAAAAUUGCAUUGUUCAAGUCCGAGUUUGGUAUGGAUUCCAAGCGGGCUACCAUCAAAGCCACUGAAGAAGUCAUUCAAGAGGCUCAGACCAAGGCUGCGGAUUACGAACGCGUUGUGUUUCGUCAGACCCACAGCGCGCCUCCGUCAGUGUGCACCAAGUGCCAGGCUGGAUUGCCCCUGGCAACUUGUCCUCACGUCUGUGGCGAGUCCGAUGGGGAGCGGGCACAGCGGCAGGCUGCGUGGGUCCAGGAGACGUUGCACACACAAGCUAUGGCAUUGGCCGCACUCGACACCCGACCGCUGCCGUACGCAGAACGGUAUCGGUACCUACUGCAGUUGAAUAAUCAAAACGAAACCGUGCCUCUUCACUACAAUCAAAGUACGUACCGGUACCUAUAACGUUAGUAGUAACAAACUACUUUGCCCUUGUUGAAAGCAUGAAUAAGCCAAAUCAAUGAAACAUUUCGU
This is a messenger RNA of Aphanomyces astaci, 1900 nucleotides long. RefSeq lists its product as hypothetical. Bases 74 to 1831 code for a protein of 585 amino acids. NCBI's taxonomy places the organism in Eukaryota, Oomycota, Saprolegniomycetes, Saprolegniales, Verrucalvaceae. The record is from RefSeq and is a predicted model, not a curated record. The transcript has 13 exons. Gene Ontology annotation, molecular function: protein binding.